CUUCAUUUUCAUAACCAAAUCCAAUUCAAUCACCACCAUUCCACUACUACACAAAAGCAAACUCCAUUGAACUUUUGUUCUAUGAUGGGUAUUCGUUUGCCGUUUAUGGUUCAUGCAGCAAAACAGACAUCAUCGUCAUUCAAGUCCAAUGUUCCAAAGGGGCACGUGGCAGUUUACGUUGGAGAGAUGCAAAAAAAGAGGUUUGUGGUUCCAAUAUCGUAUUUGAACCACCCUUUGUUUCUUGAUUUGCUAAACCGCGCCGAAGAAGAGUUUGGCUUCAAUCAUCCCAUGGGGGGACUCACAAUUCCUUGCAAAGAAGAUGCCUUCAUCAAUCUAACCUCUCAACUGCGAGCCUUGUGAAACGUAUCUAUUUGACCACUUCCACUUACUAGUAUUGACUUUUUUCCACCCCUAUACCUCUUUGGGUUUUUCCUUCUGACUCAGUCAGUCAUUUUGACAAACACGAAAUGUUCUAUAUCUCUUAAUUUGUAUAAUACUACUACUAUGUUCAAAAUGUAUUAACUGUCUGGAGAAUCAAAAUUGAUCGCCAUGGCAAUUGUAACUUCUACUCUCUUGUCUCUCUCCCUGUAAACUCGACAAUUUGUUUAUUGUUUCAAAACUUGUUGUUAAAAAAUUCCGGUCUCCAGAGUUCAAUUGCA
This is a messenger RNA of Glycine soja, 659 nucleotides long. Its product is annotated as auxin-responsive protein SAUR21-like. Gene Ontology annotation, biological process: response to auxin. Bases 82 to 360 code for a protein of 92 amino acids. Lineage: Eukaryota; Viridiplantae; Streptophyta; Magnoliopsida; Fabales; Fabaceae. The transcript has a single exon. The record is from RefSeq and is a predicted model, not a curated record.